This is a messenger RNA of Oncorhynchus masou masou (cherry salmon), 1818 nucleotides long. RefSeq names its product deleted in malignant brain tumors 1 protein-like. Gene Ontology annotation, molecular function: serine-type endopeptidase activity. Gene Ontology annotation, cellular component: plasma membrane. Bases 1 to 1818 code for a protein of 605 amino acids. Gene Ontology annotation, biological process: zymogen activation. Lineage: Eukaryota; Metazoa; Chordata; Actinopteri; Salmoniformes; Salmonidae. The transcript is spliced from 10 exons. The record is from RefSeq and is a predicted model, not a curated record.
AUGAAUCUUACACCCAAGUGCAAGUGGUACCUAGCAUUUGUGAUUGCAGUCAGUGCUGGAGGAGUACGUUUAGUGGAUGGCCCAUACAACUGCUCUGGCAGGGUGGAGGUGUACUAUGCAGGCCAGUGGGGUACAGUGUGUGAUGACAACUGGGACCUGCUGGAUGCCAAGGUAGUGUGUAGAGCACUGGGUUGUGGGGCAGCCCAGAAGGCCCUGGACCAGGCCCACUUUGGUGGGGGUAAGGGGGAGAUCUGGCUAGAUGAUGUGGAAUGUUCUGGGAAUGAAGAGUCAUUGCUUAGCUGCAGCUCAGAUGGACUGGGGUCACACAACUGUGGACACUUUGAGGAUGCAGGAGUGAUAUGUGAGGAUCAGUCAGCUGGCUUGACAGUGCGCAUAGUUGAUGGUCCCAAUCACUGCUCUGGAAGGGUGGAGGUCUACCAUGAUGGGAGUUGGGGGACAGUCUGUGAUGAUAAUUGGGGUUUCCUAGAUGCCCAAGUUGUAUGUAGGGAGCUGAGCUGUGGACCAGCCACAGAGGCUCCUCACCAGGCUUACUUUGGUGAGGGGAGUGGCUCAAUCCUAUUGGACGAUGUGGCAUGCAUGGGAAGUGAGGGAUCUUUACUGGAAUGCAACUCAGGAGGGAUAGGAAACCAUAACUGUGGCCAUGAUGAAGAUGCCAGUGUAACUUGCAUGAUGGUGGUCCCAGAUGAUGGCCCGUUGAUCCGGCUGGUGGAUGGUCCUGAUCAGUGUUCAGGGAGGGUGGAAGUGUAUUAUGCGGGGCAGUGGGGUACGGUGUGUGAUGAUGACUGGGACGUGAGCGACGCUGACGUGGUCUGCAGACAGCUCAGCUGUGGGUGGGCUAUGGAUGCCCCAGGACAGGCCUGGUUUGGUAUGGGAGUUGGCAUUCCCAUUCUGCUGGACAACAUAGCCUGUGUUGGCACAGAAGGCACUCUCUUUGACUGCCCCUCUGAGGUGAUAGGUCAGCAUAACUGCAUGCAUCCUGAGGAUGCGAGUGUGGUCUGCUCAGGUUCACACCAGACUGGACCUUCAAUUCGCUUGGCCGGUGGCUCCAACAACUGCUCUGGUAGAGUGGAGGUGUUCCACUCUGGCCAGUGGGGUACAGUGUGUGAUGAUGACUGGGAUCUGAAGGAUGCCCAGGUGGUGUGUCAAGCACUGAGCUGUGGGAUGGCCCAGGAAGCCCCAGGUAGAUCCUGUUUUGGUCAGGGCUCAGGACCCAUCACUCUGGAUGAUGUAUCGUGUGAGGGCACAGAGAAAUCAUUACAAGACUGCAUCGGAAGUGAACCAGGGGUACACAACUGUGACCAUAAUGAGGAUGCAGGAGUCAUCUGUGCAGAUGGCAUCUUUGAAGUGCGUAUAGUCAACGGCCCCAACAACUACUCUGCUAGAGUGAAGGUGUUCCACUCUGGCAAAUGUGAUAGCGCUUCCAGAGUGCGUCUGGUCAACGGCACCAACAACUGCUCUGGUAGAGUGGAGGUGUUCCACUUUGGCCAGUGGGGUACAGUGUGUGAUGAUUGGUGGGAUCUGAGGGAUGCCCAGGUGGUGUGCAGAGAGUUGGGCUGUGGAGAAGCUCAAGAGGCCUUUAGAUCUGCAGAGUUUGGAGAAGGAAGUGACUCCAUCUCUCUGGAUGACCUGGCUUGUUCUGGCUCUGAAGACUCUUUGCUGCAGUGUCCCCACAGUGGACUGGGGAACCAUAACUGUGUCCACUAUGAAGAUGCAGGAGUUACCUGCGCUGGUCCUUCUGGAGGCAUCCAGCCAUUCAACUCAUCAUGGACCCAGGGUUCUGGUUCCGGAGGUUUCUGA